AUGAUUAAUAUCCAGUUUUUCUCAGUUCAUAAGCAAUACGCAAGGCGUAUUCUCCCUCACAGUCGUAGCAACGCUCGUCUCUUCUGCUCCAACACAAACGAAACCCUAUGGACAUCGAAUGAAACUCUACAUAGUCAGAUCGAAUCGGCUUUACAUCAGAAAGCAAAGAUCAGUACGGUUCUUGAGCAAUGGCGACAACAAGGUAACAAGCUAAGCCCUUCAAUCGUGAGAGGAAUCUUAGAGAAGCUCCGAGACUCCAAGCAAUAUCCUCAAGCCCUAGAGGUAUCACAAUGGAUGACUGAACAUAAGAUAUGCAGUUUGGUACCUGAAGACUACACAACACGUUUUCAUCUAACCGAGAAAGUAUUAGGGUUUAAAGAAGCAGACAAGUUCUUGAAGAAUCUUAGAAACGAGUCUGGAGGGAAGAAAGAUGUUGAUAGAGCAGACGAUGUUGUCAAGAAGAUGAGAGAGUUAGGUUUGAUCUUGAAACCUUCACCGUUGACCUUUAUGAUGUCGCUCUACAUCUCUGUUGGGAACCGAAGUAAGGUAGAUGAGGUUCUGAGAGAGAUGAAUGAGAAGAACGUUAAGCUUUAUAGCCUUGAUUUGCCAAAGACUUUAGAGAACAUAAGAUAUGGUAAUAAACCAAUCACUCUGUUUCUAGAAGAGUGGGGGAAGUUGGGGAGGAAUCAAGUGAAGCCUUCAGAGUUGAUAGACCUCAUCAAGAACCUUCAAGAUUCAAUUACCAAAGCACUUGAUCAUGAUGCAUCUUCAUGUCAAGAAGUGAUUGGUCUUUGUCCGGAAGAUUAUGCAAAUCUGCUUAAUCUUACUGAGAAAGAGUUGGGUUUGAAAGAAGCUGGUGAGUUUUUCGAAACAAGCAUCCCUGAGAAGAUGAAGGGAGAAUCUGUCUACUCCACACUCUUGAACAUGCACACAAGAUCUUACCAAAACGUUAGUAAAGCUGAAGCUAUCUUUGAGAAGAUGGGAGAGUUAGGUUUCCUCUCCAAGCUUUCACCAUUUAAGUCAAUGAUAUCUCUCUACAGUGUGCUAGGGAAACGAGUUGAGAUUGAGAAACUUCUAAGGAAGAUGAAGGAGAAGAACAUAGAGUUGGAUAAUGUCACAAUGAACAACGCUUUGAGUGUAAGGAACAAGAUAGGAGAAAUGGGUAAUGAGGAGUAUAUUAGUGUGGUUAAGUCUUUGUUGAAGCUUGGUGAUGUACAAGAGAUGUGUGGAGAGUGGGAACAAUCAUCAGGAGGAGAAGAGUUCGAUGUACAAGGAGCACAAGAGAAGAGUUUGGUUAUCUAUCGUUAUGGCGAGAAAGGUGGUGAGAAGAUUAAGAUGUUUAUGAAAGAUAUGAUGGGUGUGGUGCUGGGUAUCUGUUUUCUGAUUGCUAUGUUCAUGAUAUUGCUUGCUGCAGCUAACGACCGCUACUUAGCGUUUUCUUUGGCCAUGCUAUGGUUGUGUGUAUCCACUCCCCCUGCUUCUUUAUAUGGAUUGAUAUACCUUUUUUUCUUGUCACGUUAA
Messenger RNA from Eruca vesicaria subsp. sativa (arugula), 1521 nucleotides. The record is from the annotation of a GenBank genome assembly. Lineage: Eukaryota; Viridiplantae; Streptophyta; Magnoliopsida; Brassicales; Brassicaceae.